Molecule: messenger RNA, 1875 nt
Organism: Rubroshorea leprosula
Lineage: Eukaryota; Viridiplantae; Streptophyta; Magnoliopsida; Malvales; Dipterocarpaceae
Source: the annotation of a GenBank genome assembly
CUCUUUUUCCCUCUCUAAAAAAUACCACUGUCUUGUUCUGUAACUUCAAGUUCAAUUUUUUUUUUUUUUAUUUCUAUAAUUCUCUCUAGUCUAAUCGUCUUUAUCCCGUCUGGUCCUUUCUCGUUCCAUUUCUCUCUCUCUCUAGCUCGGGAUUUCGUUUCCUCUCCCUGGAUUUGUCCAGUAUCUUUGGCUGUUUCUGUUUCUCUUUAUGGUUCUGGUUCUGGCUCUCCGUAUUUCUUAAAGAGAACAGAAGCUGAGGGUGCAACGACGAUGAUGUGUGGUUUCUGGAACUUGAAGAAAGAAUAUUGAGCAAACAGAUUGAAGCAUAAGGUGGGAGGUUAUGAAAAUGCAUGAGGAUCAGUGUAGAGUACAUAGCUAUUAUGCAUCAUGAACUUGGUGGCUGUUGCUCCAGUUGCUUGUCUUAAUAACUUAGUUGUUUUCAUCUUUUCCUAAAGGAGCCUUUAGCAUUCUGGAUGAACAGUACAUUAUGAGAAGCUUAAGGCAAUGGGCAGCAGUAUCUGCACCAGGAAAUGAAAGAGAGGCAGCGUUGGACGACUGAAGAGGAUGCUUUGUUACGUGCAUAUGUGGAGCAGUAUGGGCCAAGGGAGUGGAACCUUGUGUCACAGCGCAUGAACACACCCCUAAACAGGGAUGCAAAAUCUUGCUUAGAAAGGUGGAAAAACUACCUCAAACCUGGUAUUAAGAAGGGUUCUCUUACUGAAGAGGAGCAACGUCUUGUCAUUCGUCUUCAAGCCAAACACGGUAACAAGUGGAAGAAAAUUGCAGCUGAAGUCCCAGGUAGAACUGCUAAGAGACUGGGCAAGUGGUGGGAAGUGUUUAAAGAGAAGCAGCAAAGGGAACAAAAGAACAAUAAGACAGUAGAUCCAAUUGAGGGCAAGUACGAUAGAAUUUUAGAGACAUUUGCAGAGAAAUUAGUUAAAGAACGACCUAACUCAGCUCUUGCCAUGGCUACUUCCAAUGGAGGCUUUCUUCAUACUGACCCACCUCCACCUGCCCCAACUCUGCUUCCACCUUGGCUCUCGAAUACCAGUAAUGCUGCUGCUGUCAGGCCACCAUCCCCAUCUGUAACUCUAAGCCUUUCUCCAUCAACUGUAGCAGCUACUCCUCCAAUCCCAUGGCUGCAGCCUGAGAGGCCUCCUGAAAAUAGUCCCCUUGUUUUAGGAAACAUGAUGCCUCAUGGAUCAGUUCCUACUUGUGGUGACAACCUUCUGAUAGCAGAGCUGAUAGAGUGCUGCAAGGAGUUAGAAGAAGGGCACCAUGCUUGGGUUGCACAUAAGAAAGAAGCAUCCUGGAGAUUAAGAAGGGUAGAGUUACAGCUGGAAUCAGAGAAAGCGUGCCGAAGGAGGGAGAAAAUGGAGGAAAUAGAAUCAAAGGUCAAGGCUCUUAAAGAAGAACAGAAGGAAGCUCUUGACAGAAUUGAAGCAGAAUAUAGAGAGCAGUUAGCAGGGCUGAGAAGGGAUGCUGAAUCCAAGGAACAAAAAUUGGCUGAGCAAUGGACUGCAAAACAUCUACGUCUUACCAAGUUUCUUGAACAGAUGGGGUGCAGGUCCAGGAUUCCUGAGCCUAAUGGCCGGUGAGAAUCAUGUUCUCGUAUCUUUUGAUCAUCUGUGCAUUUUCUUCCCAUAUACUAUCAUAGAUCUCUUAUUUUCACCGUCUACUAGUUGCUUGAACUUGACUGAAUGUAAAGUAACAUUAGCUGAACUUGCUCUAUCUUGCAUUCAGCUUUUUAAAUUAUAUCUAGUCCUUUUGGAUUGAGAAGUGUGUGAUAAUUUAACAGGCAAUGGCCUUGGACCUACUUGAUGAGAACGCUGCCCAUGCACUGAGGCAUAAUGCUAAUAAAAGUAGAAGCAAAAU